AGACGGCUGUCUGUAAACUGCGUGGUAGUCAUUAUAGAAAAACCCGCAAGCUCCUCUUGGGACGCAGGGCCGGGAGUAGCUCGCGGAAUGGCUCUCACUGGUCGGGUGGUUCGCCCCGGAGUAGCGGAACCCGCUGUCCCACGGCCCGAGUUUCCCGGGGGAACAGUCAUUGUGGCCGGACGCUGUGGCGCGGCGGUUUAAUUCUCCGGCGGCGGCUGGUGGAGCGGGACGCGAUGGUUUUGACGGGGCUCAUCAGGAAACUCGGUAACCCGCCGGCGGAGAUCCGCGAGCGCGCCCUGCGGACCGUGCUCUGCAAAGUGGAGCUCAACCUGAUCGCCGCCGCCGACCUGGCCCAGGACCGGCUGCUGUUCGUGCACCUGCUGCAGUGGUUCAACUUCCCGUCCGUCCCCAUGAAAGCAGAGGUGCUCAGCCUCCUGAACCGGCUGGUGAAGUAUUCCCCAGCAGUCCAGCAUUUGGUUGAUCUUGGUGCAGUCGAAUUCUUGUCUAAGCUUCGUGCUAACGUGGAGCCAAAUCUACAGGCUGAAAUCGAUGGCAUUCUGGAUGGACUUUUCAUUCUUCCUUCAGAAGUCCCUGCACUGUGCUCUGCAUCUUACCAGACCGAUCAGAUUGAAUUGCCACAGCCACCUGAAAUCUUAACAGGAUAUUUUCCUCAAGACAGAAGUCAUUUCCAGCAGAUGGAAGUGCCUCCAGCACCCGUGGCGACUCAGACUGCGAGGUGUUGGAAGUUUGCUGCAUUUCCUUGGCUCCCCCUGACCACAACUGACAGACACGUCCUCUCCUCUAAUGAAAGCUCUCUAAGAAGUAGUAACCACACUUUGAUCUGGAACACCUGUGAACUAUUGAAGGAUGUUAUCAUGCAAGAUUUUCCGGCUGAGAUUUUCCUUCAAAGGCCGAAAAUUGUUCAGAGCCUGUUCUCUCUGCUGAAGCUGGCCUUCGGAGGCGAGGGGACCCCUCGCUUGGCACUGCAGUCGGUGUCCUGCUUGCAGCAGCUGUGCAUGUGUUUACGACACAGACUUCACUUCUACCGAGAUCCAGGCUUUUUCUCUAGCAAACAAGAUACAGUUUCCCAAAAUUCCUCUUUGUCUUAUUGCUAUGAAGUAAGAGUUACUCAUCAUUCUCAGAACCCUUCUCCAGGAAGCAGCAGCCCCCGGCCUUCUGUGGUUGGACGCACAGGCCAGCGCCCUAGAGGAGAUGGCCAGGAUUGGGAUGCAGUGUCGUCCAGCGGGAGUAGCAGUCAUGCGCUCGUGAACUCCAGGAUUUCCGUCCCCUCACCUCUGGAUGUGGCACACAUCGACCUGCCCGAGCUGGAAUCGGAAGACAUGCUGCAGCUGCAGUUCCAGCAGCUCAGUCUUCCCCAGUUCUGUGUCUGCCUCCUGGAGUCCACAGUGCCUCUCUUGAGAACAGGUAGCAGACAGAUGAUAAUAAGAGUUCUGGAAUUGCUUGCGGAGGAUUUGAUACUUAUUGGUGAAGCAAUUUCAGUAGAUAUCUGGGACGACAAUAGUCUUUUUGCUAUAGAUAUGAAAGAGAAGCUGCUCGCAGUGCUGGGGUCCCUGGGAGAAACCAUGUGCUACCAUCAAAGUAGCAUCGGUGUGGAGCACACAGAGGCAGUUCGCAGGCUCCACAGAAUGGCCUUUGUCAGCAUCUCACUGUUUGCAGCUCGGCUGCUGCAGAUGCUGCUCCCUGUUGAAAAGGCAAGCCACUUUUUACCAGAGUCUAUGUCAGCAGCAUUGUUUCUAGUUUCAUUGGACAUGCCUAUUUCUUUGGAAUACCCAAACAUUCACGAAGCUGCUGUGGCCUAUUUGGAACAGCUGAAUUCUGAAAACUACAGCAUUUAUAAACGAGCUGCAGAGGCCGUUUAUUCCAUUGAGUGUGCCUGUAACUUCCUGUCUGAUGUUGGGAAGGAGGGAGAGAAGAAUCUUUUAGAAUUAGUGGAGAUGGCAGACCACGCCUUGCAUAGCUUUUCCUAUCAUUACCAUUUACCUCUAAUAGAGGAAAUCAUCAACCUUUGUUCAAAGAUCUGGAAAUCAGCACAGGCCAGUCCAUUACUACAAGGGGAAAGUCAGAAAGUGUUUCUGCGUAUGUUGUCUCACCCAUUGCUACAAGUGAAAGUUGAAACUUACCACUGCUGUCUGGAAAUUGUUAAGGAAUGUUUAGGUGUCCAUAAUGUCACUAAACCUGUGUCUUCACUCUGUAGUGGAAUUCAUUUUCUACUUCACCCAAAAGUCCUGUAUGAAAUCUCUGCAUUUGGCAUUCAAGAUCCCAAAAAUGAGGUGAAUGCUGCAGCAAAGGCCAUCCUGCUAUACCUGCUGCAGGGACAAUUGAUGAUGACAGCGCUGACCUGGAACAGGUUUAUCGAGUCUCUGUGUCCUGUCAUCCCAGUGCUGCAGGGCUAUGCUGACCCGGAAGACCCUCUGGGGAACUGUAUCCUCCUCCUAAGCAAGGCGAGUUCUGAGGGAGGGGAGGAGGUCCUCCCCUGCACCACCCGGCUCAAGUCCAUUCUGCGACUCUUGCUCGUGAAGAAGCCGUCGGUCCGUUCACUAGCAUUGAAGCUGUUAGUCUGUCAUCUUAACAGGGAAGAGGGGGCUGAGAGAAAGCGCCCUGCAAUGGAUGCCAGAGUUCUCGCCAGAGCUACUAACUUAUUUAUCGUGAAAAAACCUAUUGAACUCAAAUUGGAUGACAGGAAAGAGCUGAUUAUUAAGUUGGAGACUGUUGAAAAGGUGUAUGAAAUCUUUAUUUCAGAUGACAUUGACCUUGUUUUGAGAAAGUCAGCUGCAGAACAGCUUGCUGUGAUCAUGCAAGGUAAUACCUUUGGUUGCUGUGUUGGGUUGGCAGACAUUGGUUGCUACUGGGCCUGGUCUGUUCUUUUUAUAGCCUUUGAGUUAAGAAUGAGUAACGGUGUGUUUCCUUCUGGCCAGCUGAUAGAAUGUCUGAUCCAGCCCAGCCUCACACUUCUGAGGAAGAUUCUCUGUGCGGACCCAGGCGCCCGUGUUUCCCUCGCACAGCAGGCUUCUCUGCUGACCCUGCUGUUCAGAGUUUCCUUGAUAUUUCAUGAAGAUUGUACUGUGGUGACUGAAGUUGGAGCAUUAUUUUGUCUCCUAUUAUUUGAUGAAAUAUCAAGAAUGGAUAUGUGGUCUGUUAUUCCUCCCAGUCAACCUGCUUCGCCAUCAGUCUUCAGUUUGCCGGUUUCCAUUUUUAGAAGGUAUCACCUACCAGUACAUGUACUUGGCCACCAUGCUGUGAGUCCUUACUCCAUAGUGUUGCCGUUAUCUGCUGAUUGUUUGGCCCUGACGCCAGUCUCAGAUAUGCUUCGAAUAGCUUGGAACCUCUCCUGGUAUCAUGGGACUGAGAAUCUGUUGAAGCAAAUGAACUCUGAAACGAAAAUCCAAGAAUUCUUAGACACACUGAACUUAUCCUCAGAGGACACCCUUACUCUGAAGGUGACACACACAGCCAGUGGCCUGCAGGACUGUCUCCAUGCUGUUGUUCAGGCUGCCGCCCAUAGAGAAGUGAGGGCUGCUGUCACCAGCAUGAGUUUUUACUUUCUGAAUGACAGAUUGUCUUUCAAGGGGGGCACUAGCCCAUGUGGGGCUGCCUUGAAGUUCUUGGCUUGGCAUACCGCACUAAACAGGUUUUUACAAGUGCUUCCUGCUUGCAUUGAAGAUGAGAAACUGCUAAUAGAUAUCAUACAUUUUUUAAAUAAGUUAUUGAAGGAGCAAAGAAAAAAUUCAUCAGUGGAACUUCUAAACUGGCUUCUAGAAUUACUUCUUAGACCUAGCCCAAACCCUUUGUUAGACCUGCUGGUUCUGACAGAGUCACAGGCCCGAGAAGAGACAGAUGACUUCCGGACGGCUGUCAGGCAACAGCUCCAGAAGGAACUGAUGGCUCUUUACAACACCCUGCUGCUGAGUUUCGGGGCAGUUACUGACAGGAAAUGCUUGGAACUUUUUUACGUUUUCCAAACACAGCUGGCUCUGAAACUGCUCCAGUGCCUGAGAGUCACGGAUGCUCCUCACUUCUAUGGUCUGCCUUCCCUCGAGAGGACCUUACGAGGGAUGGCUCAUCUCACAGCACUGCCCGGGUGGAGCUCACAUUCUCCUCUUGCAAAGCCGCUCGAAAUUUGUGGGAAGUACUUAGCAGGUCUCCUGGAAGUCAUCACUUCCUUUUAUGUGGAACGUGGAGGAAAUGCUAUGUCCUUCAUGGGAAAGGGGGUGACAAAGAGCACGAUUCUUUGCUUGCUUCACUUAUCUCAUGAGAUGAUGGCCGAGGCCCAGAGCUCGGAGUGGAUGCCACUUUGGUUCUUGCCUUUGGGUGGUCAUGGUGAGGAGCACACUCCUAUACAGCAAGGAUUGGCUUGGCUGAUUCCGUUGUGGGUGGAUCGCGACCCAGAGGUGAGGUUCACUUCUCUGGGAUUAGGAUCCGCACUGACCACCCUAGAAACUGGCUGUGUGGCCUUGGCCAACAGCUGUCAGAACAUUUCUGGUGGGCUCUGGGGAACUGUGGUGAACAUUCUUCUGGACCAGUCAGAGUGCAGCAUGGUGCGCCGGGAGGCUGCCUUUAUUCUUCAGAAUCUCCUUGUAAUUCCAAUGCCAUCAGUAAUUGUAAAGGAUUAUACUUGGCAGGGACCCUGUGUCCAUGAUGAGGACUCUGGUCUGUCGCUGGUAGGAAAGCCCGCGCUGCAGGCUCUCUUGUAUCACUGCCAUUUCUAUGAACAUUUGCAUCAGAUGGUGAAACAUUGUUACCUGGGACUGUAUACCUUUUAUUCGAGUUGUUCUGCUCCUAAUGGAACUUCAGAAAGCAGUGAUUUAAACGGUUUGGAUGACUCACUCAAGUUUUGGAGGGCUCCAUCGAGAAUGUCCCAUCAAGACCGAGAUCCUAGUUCUCUCUCCACUUCGGAAACAAUGGUGGCAUCUUCAUCGGGGAGUGUGGGACUAUCAUCACCAGUGACCUCAGCUGCGUCUCUCCCGGAAGCCUCACACGACCAGUUUGUGGCUCCAGGUCAGCCUGAAACAGUGUCCCCACGGCUCCCUCAUGACUCUUCCCUUUCUGCUCUCCUGCCCAGACCAUGCAUCCUGGUCACCCCACCCCUGCUGUCAGCUAUUUGCAGCCUCUCAGACAGCCUCCUGGUGAUUGCUCCACAAGACACAGCAUCUGCCUUCCGACAGGCUCGGCUCAUAGAGCUGCUCUGUGGUAUUGCAGAUGCCACCCUCAUAGAGACAUGUGUCCAGGAACUCAAGGUCCCGCUGCCUUCGUCACCCCCAGUGGAACACACGCAGGCUCAGGUGUCCUUUCUCCUCGAGUACCUGGCAUCUUUGUCCAGGCUUUUGCAGUCAUGUUUAUUGGUAGAUCCUGACCUUGUGAUUCAGGAUGAGCUUCUGAAACCUCUUAUUACAAACAUCAUCCGAGUUCUUACCAUAUCCACCAAAGAUCUGUUUGAUGCAGAGUUAGCAUUGGCAUUUUACCAGACAUGGACACAUUUAUUUAACCUCCUGGCCACAUUCCUGAGGAAAGCAGGAACUGCCUCGCUGCCACCCAUCACGACGGGUCUGGCCGAGCACUGGGCGGCAGUGGUUGAUAUGUUCUGCAAAUGUGUGGGUUUGUCUACUACCAGCCCCUCUCUCUGCACUGCCAGCCUGCAAUUCCUCUCUAUUCUCUUGACUGAAGAAGCAAAGAGGCGUCUUCGGGAUAAGGAUAAAACAGAUUCAUGCCCCAGUUCAACAGUGGCUUCACUUCUUGAUAAAACUCAGGAAAACCAGAAGUCUCUAGAACGACUUACUGAAGCCAUUAUUCAGUGCUACGAAGGGAAACCCCCCAAAGAUAUCUUGAAGAGAGUGGCUGCGAAUGUGCUGUUGUCGCUGCUGGCUGUCAGUAGGAGGGCUCAGAAGGUCGCUUUAAAAGCCGAUCUCAUCGACAACUGCAUUGAACAGAUGAAGCACAUCAGUGCCCAGCUGAGCCUCGAUUCCCUGAGGCCAGGGAAAGCCGCGCUCAGGAAAAAGGAGGAUGGCUUUGUUAAAGAGCUAAGCACUGCCAUGCAGCUUCUGAGAAACUGUCUCUAUCGGAAUGAAGAAGGUAAAGUAAGUAGCGCUACUUCUCAGAUUUUUAUAGCAGUUUCAUUUCUCUACCUGCUUCUCUGGGUUUGGAAGAUGCUAGCUUGGGCCCUGGCACAAAUAUCUCUUGGACUGACUUGUUUGUAUUUUCCCAAUGGUUGCAGUUCUCUUUGCUGGUCAAGUUCUGGACAGUAUCCCGUUCUAGCUGUGUACAGAGGAGCCCCCGGCAACUCUUUGAUGCUGUGUAUCCUGAAGUUGGCGUCCCAGGUGCCUCUUGAGAACCCCACAGUUCAGCAGAUGGUCUUCAUGUUCCUUUCCAACCUGGCAUUGUCUCAUGACUGUAAAGGAGUAAUUCAGAAAACUAACUUCUUGCAGAACUUCCUGUCUCUCACGUUGCCGAAAGGAGAAAAUAAACGUCUUAGUAAUCUGACCAUUCUCUGGUUGAAGUUGCUCCUGAACAUAUCGUAUGGAGAAGAUGGGCAGCAGAUGAUCCUGCGGCUUGAUGGCGGCUUAGACUUGCUGACAGAGAUGAGCAAGUUCAAGCACAAGCGCAGCCCUUGUCUGCCUCUCCUUAUUUUUCAUAACAUUUGCUUCAGUCCUGCCAAUAAGCCCAAGAUCCUGGCCAGUGAAAAGGUGCUGAGUGUGCUGGCUGCCUCUCUGGAGAGUGAGAGUCCCAGUGCUCGGAGGAUCGGCGCAGCCGCACUUUGGGCUCUGAUCCACAAUUACCAGAAGGCAAAAACGACUUUGAAAAAUUCAUCAAUAAAAAGAAGAGUGGAUGAAGCAUAUUCCUUAGCAAAGAAAACUUUUUCAGACUCAGAAGAAAACCCCCUGAAUGCCUAUUAUCUGAAAUGUCUUGAGAACCUCCUGCAGCAGCUGACCUGUCCCUGAGGACCCAGGCCUCUGCUCUGCAGCCACAGCCGCUGGACAGGCAGACAGCCGUGAAGCCAGCUGUAUGCACAGCUAUUGCCCGAGGACAGGCAAGCCCUCUGCCCGGGAUGACACUGAGUGACGCCCAGCUCUGUCCCUUCACCUCCCACCAGCUCUGUAGGUAAGAGCAGCAGCCAACCAGAAGAUGACGGAAAAAGCAUAGAAAGUGCUGGGGACAUAAAAUGUUUUACCUUUUCUAUGCAAUUUGCUUUGUAAAAAUCCUAUUUAACAAUUAUUUAAUAAAAUGUUUCUAGAAACUGAAAA
Messenger RNA from Myotis davidii, 7256 nucleotides. It is a transcript of the gene RTTN, whose product is annotated as rotatin. NCBI's taxonomy places the organism in Eukaryota, Metazoa, Chordata, Mammalia, Chiroptera, Vespertilionidae. Gene Ontology annotation, biological process: centriole replication; centriole-centriole cohesion; ciliary basal body organization. The coding region runs from base 234 to 6953 and encodes 2239 amino acids. The transcript has 50 exons. Gene Ontology annotation, cellular component: centriole; centrosome; ciliary basal body. The record is from RefSeq and is a predicted model, not a curated record.